Molecule: messenger RNA, 3129 nt
Organism: Bombyx mandarina (wild silkworm)
Lineage: Eukaryota; Metazoa; Arthropoda; Insecta; Lepidoptera; Bombycidae
Product: echinoderm microtubule-associated protein-like 2
Source: RefSeq, a predicted model, not a curated record
AUCGUAGGCGCACGUCUCCAUAUUGCUCCGCGAAUUAACAAAGUAUUGUCGUGAAUAAUUCGUUUUUAAUUCUAUUCAAACGUAUUUCGCAUCACUGAAAUAUUGUGUUUUGAGUGUUCAUUGACAAGUGUAUAGUGGUGUUCAAGAUUUAAACGUGAUUUUUGUAACAACAAUCUCGUUUUAAACUUGUAUUCUCAACGGAAAGCGAUCGUGUCGGAUUCCGUUGAUUCAGUACCAUUGAUACGGUAGUCGCGAUGCUGUGAUGGUACCGGCGUCAUGAUGAGGCUCGACGCAUCCGAAAAACAGCACCGCUACCACAAUCUCCUCAACGACGACCAUGCUAAUGAAAUGCUAGAAGGCGAAGGGGCGGGUCUUGCGGCUCGCGUGGCCGAGCUUGAGGUCCGCUGCGCCAGACAGGCUGAAGAACUACUCUGCCUACGGUCCACCCUCGCUGAUGCUCUGAGGAGACUCAACGCUUUAGAAGGCAGAGCUCCACCACCCUCUACGGGCACACAGAGAAACGGAACGUAUACAGGAUCAUCAGGAACACCAACAAGAGAACUCCGGAUAAGACAACCGACGUAUCGUGAGACAGCCAAAAGGACUUCCAGUUAUGGGUCCUCAACGUCUUCGUUGCCCCAAAGACGUGGUCCACAACACCAAUCGACGGGCUCUCUGCAGUCAGACUCGCCGGCGUCUUCGUCAUCCCUCUCACCGGCACCCUCGCCCUCACCACGAGCCACGCCCGCACCACUCCAUGUACCACACGCAUCACAACCAUACAGAUCCCGAAACAACUCGACCUCGAGCAAGGAGAGCGUGUCUCCGGGUGUGAACCUCACGAAACGCUGGAGCUCCACAGGGGAUUUCAACGCGCAAGGCCUCAUCGCAAACAGCAGAUUCACGACAAAGUCGUUGCUAAACUUGUAUUCUAAGCCAACACAGAAUGGAGCUAUUUUGAAGCACGGCACCCACACAUGCCAGUACAAUGAAGAAGACGGUACAAUGAGGAUGUACCUCCGCGGAAGGCCAGUUGUCCUACACGGGCCCAGUGACCAAGACGGCUUGGACCCCGCGAAGGUCGCGCCCCCACCGCAAAACAAGCUCAAACUUGAAUGGGUGUACGGAUAUAGAGGCAAAGACUGCAGGAGCAACCUAUAUCUCCUGCCCACCGGCGAGAUCGUGUACUUUGUUGCAUCGGUCGUGGUGCUAUUCAACGUGGAGGAGCAAUGUCAGAGGCAUUACACCGGCCACACCGAUGACGUCAAAUGCUUGGCGGUUCACCCUAACAAGUUGAUCGUGGCCAGUGGCCAGUGCGCCGGCCACGACCGGGUUGAUGCUAGGCCUCAUGUCCGCGUGUGGAACUCCGUGUCUCUGGCGACGCUGGCGGUGCUGGGCGCCGGGCAGGCCGAGCGCGGCAUAUGGGCGGUGGCGUUCUCACGAGCGGACGGCGGCUCGCUGCUCGCUGCCAUACACGACGCGCCCGACCACGUCAUCUCUGUGUGGGACUGGCAGAGGUCGGACAAGGGACACUGCCUAGCCGAAACCAAGUGCUCCGUGGACACGGUGGUCGCGGUGGAGUUCCAUCCGCUCGACCGGAACCAGAUAGUGACGUGCGGCAAAAACCACAUCGCCUUCUGGACGCUGGACCAGACCAACGUGCUGUACAAGAGGAUGGGGAUCUUCGAGGCCCGCGACAAGCCCAAAUACGUCACCUGCCUCGCCUUCAACCACAACGGCGAUGUGCUGUCUGGCGACUCGAGCGGCAACCUGACGGUGUGGGGCCGCGGCACCAACACGGUGCAGCGCCUCGUGCGCGCCGUGCACGACGGGCCCGUGUUCAGCGUCGCCUGCCUCAAGCACGGCGCCGUGCUGUCCGCCGGCGGGAAGGACGGCCGCAUCGUCAUGUUCGACGCCGACGUCAACCCCACCGGCCUCGAGAAUGUGAUCGAGGGUCACUAUGGGGGCGUGCGAGUGCUGGCGGAGGGGCGCGGCAGCCAGCUGUACGUGGGCACCACCAAGAACUGCAUCCUGCACGGAGACCUGGAGCUCGGCUUCUCCCCGGCCGUGCUGGGCCACGUGGAGGAGGUGUGGGGGCUGGCGGCGCACCCGUCGCUGGCGUGGUUCGCGUCGGCCGGCUGGGACCGCCUGCUGCAGCUCUGGGACGCGCUCAGCCACUCCACCGUCUGGAGCAAGGACAUCGAGGAGCGGGCGCAGUGCGUGUCGUGGUCGGCGGACGGCGCCGUGCUGGCCGUGGGAUGCCUGUCGGGGCGCUGGCUGGUGCUGGACCCGCACUCGCGCGACGUGCUGGCGCAGCACCAGGACGGUUCUGAGCCGAUCCAAACAAUCCAGUACUCGCCGGACAACAAGAUGGUCGCCCUCGGCUCCCGGGACAACUUCAUAUACAUUUACCGGGUCGAAGACAACGGCGCUAGGUACAGUCGCCUCGGAAAGUGUUUGGGCCACUCCAGUUACAUUACGCACUUGGACUGGUCGGAGGACAGUCAGUACAUCAGAAGCAACUCCGGGGACUACGAGCUGCUCUUUUGGAACGCGAUGACGUGUCGGCAGGUGACCAGCCCGUCGUCCCUGCGCGACGCGGCGUGGGCCAGCAACACGUGCCCCAUCACCUUCACGACGGUCGGGGUGUGGCCGGAGAACGCCGACGGGACCGACAUCAACUCGUGCGCGCGGUCGCGCGACGGUCGACUGGCGGCCACGGGUGACGACUUCGGCAAGGUCAAGCUGUACGCCUACCCCGUCACGCAACCCAAGUCGCUGUGCCACGCGUACGGCGGGCACUCGUCGCACGUGACGUGCGUGCGCUUCACGCAGGACGGCGCGCGCCUGCUGUCCGCCGGCGGACUCGACACCAGCCUCAUGCAGUGGCUCGUCGACUGAGCGACCGCCACGCGCCUACCAAGUACCAUACUUGGUACUCCUUCGAUAUCAUUCCAAGCGUUUCACAGUACUUCAGCUAGGCCGCGUGUCGUGGGGCUCGUAUUGUUUGGUUCCGAAGAAUAUUAUUAAGAAAUCAUGGUAACCCUAAAAGCGACUUCUCCAUACAUAAAUGACCUACGUGCGAUAGAAAAAAAAUAUAUUAUCUAAUGCUCUAAAGGUGUAAUUUCA